Messenger RNA from Magnolia sinica, 786 nucleotides. RefSeq lists its product as uncharacterized. The coding region runs from base 1 to 786 and encodes 261 amino acids. The transcript has 2 exons. Lineage: Eukaryota; Viridiplantae; Streptophyta; Magnoliopsida; Magnoliales; Magnoliaceae. The record is from RefSeq and is a predicted model, not a curated record.
AUGGAGUUGAUAUCCUACCUAUUCGAGAAGGAAGCUGAUGUUUGGCGGGACAGUGUGUUGAGAACGGUCCCUGAAAUUUUUGUGUGGACAUGGGAAGACUUUGAGAUGCGGUUCUUCCAGAAGUAUUCACGUACCUACCGUAUAGAGAAGGAGAACGAAUUCUUGCACCUCCAGCAAGGAGGUAUGUUGGUGGCCGAAUAUGAAAAUCGGUUCAUCGAAUUAUCUCGUUAUGCGCCGAAGAUCUUGGCCGACAAAGAGACGCGCAUGAGGUGUUUUGCUGAGGGUUUAAGAACCGAGAUUCCCACGAAAAUGUGUUGUGCAAAUAUUCGAACUUAUGUAGAACUGGUGGAGAUGUCCUUGUGGUCAGAGCAGGAUGGUGAAAGGAUUUCUCGGGCACGUAUACAAGCCGAGUCCAGAGGAAGAACAGGAGGACAAUCCUUGUCCUCAUCAGGAAGAAGAGUGUCACCCAAUCCACCUCCCCAGCAUAUGCCUCUACCACCCGCACACGCUCGUCCUGACCGGAUUAAACCUGAAGAUGUGUCAAAGACGACGUUCAGGACCAGCUUUAGGCACCAUGAGUACUUGGUUAUGCCUUUUAGAUUCACAAAUGCACCAGCUGUGUUCAUGGAUCUAAUGAAUAGAGUCUUCAGGCCGUUCUUAUAUCGGUUUGUCAUCGUGUUCAUAGAUGACAUUCUAAUUUAUUCUAAGAGUCGCCAGGAACAUGAAGAGCAUCUACAAGUGGUCCUAAAAAUGCUCAAGCGAAACAAGCUAUAUGCCCAGUUCUGA